ACAACAUACAUACUAGAGUUGCACUAGUAAUAGCCUAGCCAGAGGCAAUUCAACAUAAAUACUCAUUUGAAAAAUGGACAUAUUUGAAAACACUUUCGUAAGAGGUCCUUCGCCAUCAUAUUCAGAUGAAGCGAACUCGGAGACUGCAUUGUCGGUGACAUUGCCAAUAGGAGGUGCCGAAAUGGACUUGGGUCGCAUCGAUUCGAAGACGGACACUGAUAAUUAUUUCGACGAGAAAUUGAAUUGCUCGUACGAUGAUGAUAGCUGCUCCCAUUUACAUCCAGGUCGUCAGGGUCGCAAUAGUUUUGCCUUUUGGACCGCUGUGAUAGUUCUUCUAUUGCUGACCAUUGGCAACUUAAUACUGACCCUAACUAUUAUGGGUGUGCUACGCCUAGGAAAGGGGGUGCAGGGCAUGGAGCUAAUUCCCGAAAUGGAUUUAAUCAAAUUUUACGAUGAAACCGAUUUGGAUCGUAUCCAAACCAAUUCAAUUGGAAUUCAUGGCUUCGCCGAUAUCCCUGUAUCGAUUAGCAGCGACGGCGAAGACAGUGGAGUGCAUUUACGAGUCUUCCGCAAUUCGAAUAGUGCUGAACGCGAUCGUGUUGUGCUUAAUAAGGAUGGAAUUGUCAUACAAGCAAAUAUGUUUGAAAUCAAAGACCCAGUCGAUCGUUCAACAAUCUUUACGACCCAUCGUCCACAAUAUAGCAUGCCAUCCGGAAUGGAUGGGGUGCUAAAGACGAAGGUAGCUAGUACAAGUCGGAUUACCAGUCCAGUUGGCGUCCCUUUGGUCAUGGAUAGCGACAGUCACAUUGCCAUCAAGGGAUCCGAAGGGGUUUUUUUCGAUGGCUCUACAAUAGAGCUACAGGUCGAGCAUCACGUUUCGAUUAACUCUACACAAGGUGCCACUGUAUUCGAGGCAGGUGCAGGAAUCUUCCUUGAUAUGGAUCGCAUACCGAUUGUCAGCUCAGAGCUGGGUCUACGCACCGGCAGCGUUCAAUAUAAGAUUUGCGUAUGCAUGCCGGUUGGCAUCCUAUUCCGCAUAGCGAUUCCACGAGUUCACAAUGGACCCAAGAUAUCCUGUGCUCAUUUCGACAGCCAGCAUGAUCCCUGCGAGGUCAACUAAUCACUCUAUUUAAUAAAUAAAUAACAGCAAUAUCAAUUAUAGUAGCCCUAUUAGAAAUGUUACUUACGUGUAUAAUUUUUUUUUAUUUUUAUUUGUAUUGUAUUUAAGAAAAAUGUACACGUACUUAGAAGGUUAGUUGGUAUGCUUAUUAAAACACUACAAUUUCUGAAUCUGUUUGGCAAAGACACCGCAAUUAUGUUAAUAUAUAAUUUGUUUAAUAAAAAAUAUAAACCAACUGUAUCC
Drosophila innubila is the source of this 1363-nucleotide messenger RNA. RefSeq lists its product as uncharacterized. Gene Ontology annotation, biological process: muscle organ development. The record is from RefSeq and is a predicted model, not a curated record. Gene Ontology annotation, cellular component: sarcolemma; sarcoglycan complex. The transcript has a single exon. Bases 74 to 1120 code for a protein of 348 amino acids. NCBI's taxonomy places the organism in Eukaryota, Metazoa, Arthropoda, Insecta, Diptera, Drosophilidae.